GCUGGUCUGCAAUGGAGCUCGGAUCUGUUUGCCUGCUUCUUGUCGCCACACUGAGCAUCGAACCCAACAGACGUCAGUUCUUCCGUUAUGAGGCCUUCAACCUGAGCUGUUCAGUACCAGGAAACUUCGGCAACUGGACGGUGAUGAGAAAUGCCUCAAAUAAGUUAACUUCAUGUGAAUACUGGGGCCGCCCGAAUGGUUCCUCCUGCAUCAACCACAGUGUCUACAAAUCAGACACUGGGCUUUACUGGUGCCAGUCUGAGCAAGGAGAGUGCAGCAACGUCCUCAACAUCACAAUAAACACUGGUGUUGUGAUCUUGGAGAGUCCAGCACUUCCUGUGACGGUGGGAGACGACGUCACACUUCGCUGCUCCUUCAAAGAACGAUAUGAUCAAACAUCUUCAUCGCAUUUCUCUGCUACCUUCUACCAAAACGGUGUGUUUAUUGGAACGGAGCCUGAAGGAGAGAUGAUCCUACGAAACGUGUCGAUGUCCAGCAAAGGUUUCUACAAGUGCAAACAUCCAGCAGAGGAGAGUCACUGGACGCCUGGCUGGACGUCAAGCCUAACCACCAAAAGCGCCGAUCCGCCUCAUACGCCUCCUUUACUGAUGAUAUUGAUCACCACUGUGCUGUUCAUCAUCUACACCGUCAUCUUCAUUAUGUGUUUGAUCAUAUACAGAAACUGGGCUCGAGACCGAGCUGAGGCCAACGGAGACGUUCAGAGCUCUGCCCAGACCACUGACUGCUCAUGA
Molecule: messenger RNA, 752 nt
Organism: Poeciliopsis prolifica (blackstripe livebearer)
Lineage: Eukaryota; Metazoa; Chordata; Actinopteri; Cyprinodontiformes; Poeciliidae
Exons: 5
Coding region: 12-752 (246 amino acids)
Biological process (GO): cell surface receptor signaling pathway
Molecular function (GO): transmembrane signaling receptor activity
Source: RefSeq, a predicted model, not a curated record